AUGAACGGCCUUGGUCAGUUUAUCGUUCUCUCGGACAUGCUCGAGCAAACCCCCGUUACAGUCACCCAGGAGGCUUCGCACAAGGCAGCACCGUGUGCAGGUGGUUCGCUGCAUAAAGCUUCUGCGGGCGCGGGCGCGGGCGCGGGUGGGGGAGCGGGAGCUGCUGCUGCUACUUCUGCUUCCCAUGGUCACGGUAAAGGGCGAGGGAAGGGGAGCAAGGGAGGAGGUGGCGGGAAAAGGAAAGGUAAGCCCAGCGGUCGUGUCGGAGCGGAGGACGGUUCAAAAACAGCAAGACACUCGGAGGAGCAACUGGUGGAGGUAGUACCCAGACGGCAGGACCUAGGACUACCUCCUAGGACUGACGAUCAGGCUACGCCUUGCACACCCAGGACUGACGGUUUUGACGGCUUUCCUGUGGACAAGGCCGGUACGCCGCCGCAGCUCGUUGGGAAGCCUAGGGAGCUGUCAGCGGGUCCUCCUCUGCCCGCCAUCUGCUUCAAGCGGUGUGAAGGCAUGUGGACGCGGCUGGGGCGGCAGCAGUGGGCGGCUGGGCGAAUCGAAUCUGCCAUCAGCCGCCUGGAGAUCCACCUGUGGCGCGCCUGGGACCGCGCCAGGUGCCUUGGAGCUGUAGUAGCAGCGCCCACAGCAGGGGUGGGGGGGGAAGGCGGGGAAGGAAGGGGGGAUGGAAGGGUAGCUCAGGUGGGAGUGGGGGUUCAUGACAAAACAGGCACCACUGCUGCUGUUGCAGGUGGCGGCAGUAGUGGCAGCAGUGGUGGUAUUGGGGUUGAGAGCAGAGUAGCGGAGUGCCCGGCGCUGUCUAGAGUGGAGAGGGUGGAGCGGUGGUGGAGGGAGAAGCAGGGCUCUGGUGGCGCGGAAGCAAAGGCGCUUCAGGGCGCCGUGUGCCUUGCAGCUAAGGCCGAGGCCCUGUCAACUGUGAGGCAAGCAGAGGCAGCGCGGGCACACUUCUCCCAGCACCACCUCAUCCGCAUCAUCCACCGCAACAGAGCCUCCCUGCACCCCUCGUUGCUUACCGCCCGCCACUCCGUCUCCCGCCACCUCUGCUCCGCCCCUGACUGCAGCAGCAGCAGCAGCAGCAGCAGCAUCGUCGGUCCUCUCAUUGACAGCAGCAGCAUCAGCCCUGCUAGUGGCGCCAACUUGUGCUCUGCAAGCGGCAUCAGCAGCAGCAGCAUUGCUCCUGCUAAUGGCGCCCUCACUGUCCCGCGUGCACUCCUUCUGGAUGGGCUGUUUCUGAAUCCCUGCUCCCAGUGCGGUCCGCCCAUUGCCUUCUCUGCCCACUCCUGGGACCGCCUCGGCCGCUCCCCUGUUGGACCCUGGGUCGCCGGCCUCCUUGCCCUCAUGGACCUCGCUCCGCUCCUUGCUGCUGCAUCUGGUGGCGCUGCCACUGGUGGUGGGAAGAGGAAUGGUGCUGCCGCUGGUGCUGGUGCUGGUGCUGGUGCUGGUGCUGGUGCUGGUGCUGGUGCUGGUGCUGGUGCUGGUGAUGUGCCCACAUGGUGUGAAUCAGAGAAGCUGCUGCAAUCGUGCUGGGGUGCUUCUGCCUCUGCUGCUGCUGCUGCUGCUGCUGCUGCCACCUCUCCUUCCUCGGUUCCUUCUCAGACCCCUUGCAUACUCCCUCACACCCUCCUAUCCCCGCUGACCGAAGCCUCUUCCAUGCUAAGCAGGACACGGAUGCGGAUUGCGUCCGCUGUUGAUGCUUCCCUGCGGACAGCCCUUCAGCUGGAGCUGCUGCAGGGGGAAAGGGAGAGCAAGGGGAGGGUGGGAGGGGAGGGGAAGGGACAGGGGGACGGUGGGAGCAGCAGCUGCAGUGGUGGGCAGAGCAAGGGGCGGAAGCGGAAGAAGAAGAAAGGGAAGGGGAAGGAUGGCGGGACAGGGGAUGCUGCCGCUGCUGCUAAGGAUGAGGCUGCUGAAGAGGAGAGUGUAGAUGGCAUGGGUUGCAGAGAAGAGGGUGGAGUGGAGGGUGGAGUGGAGGGUGGAGUGGAGGGUGGAAUGGAGGGUGGAGAGGCAGUUGCAUGCACUGGCAAUUUGCUUACAGUGGUGCAACAGCAGGGUAGCGAAGCUGUGAGUGCGCUUCCUGCCUCUGAUGUUCUGCCUGGAUCACUGGAAGGUGGUGGUGGUGGUGGUGGUGGUGGUGGUGGUGUCGGCGGUAGUGUUUUUGAUGGUGGUGAUGGUGGUGAGUGGCGUCUGGUGUGCAAGAAAGGAGCAGCAGGGGGUGGCGGCAGCAGCAGCGCCAGUGGUGGUGGCGCGGGUGGUGGUGGUGGUGCUGGGAAUUGUAUUCAAAAGCAACAGCAAAGGCAAGGGAAACGGAUAGGAGGAGCCAGAGGUGGAAAGGAGGCCACGCCCACAGACCCCUCCCAGGCCCUCCCCUUCCUCUCGCCUCUCAUGCGCCGCUCCCGGAGAGAAGCAGCGCAAAACAUCCCCCCCCUCUCCUCCUCUCCACCUCCCACAUCUUCCUCCUCCAGUCCCACGUCUACCUCCCCUGAAUCCCCCUCCCCUGCACCUCCCUCCCCUCAGUCACUCCACUCAGGCUCUAUCACCCCUGCCAGCAUGGGGAUAGAGCCUCCUUGCAUGCACUCACAGUUAGUGCCUUCACCAGGUGCCCCUCCUGCUAGGACAAACGGGCCUGCAAUUGGCCCCAGCAGCGAUUCAAAUGCUGGCAGGCAGGCACAGUUCGUGCCUUCACCAGAUGCCCCUCCGUUCUUCCCAGCAGAGUCACCAGAUUCGGUCUCAGUGCAACCACAACCCCAUCCGCCACAGCAGCAGCAGCAGCAGCAGGAGCAGCCCCGCCAGGAGCCUCCCUCUCAGCAUCAGUUUCCCCCCAUGCGACUCCCCUUCUCCCCCCAACACGCCACCCGCCUCUCCCCACACCACGAGUGGCCCGGCUUUCAUCCCCCUUGGCCUCGCUCUCUCCUGCCCUCUUCCCCUGCUGCCUCUCGCCCCGCCUCGUCCCUGCCCUCCAAAGCAGGCUUACUAGGCCCUUGCCCCCCUCACUUGCACCCCCUUGAUCUACACUUCCCUCACUUCCACCCCUCUCACUUCCAUCCCCUCCCACCUGACCUGCAUCCCCUGCACCCCGUGCUCCCCUCCUCUAUCUCCACCUGGGCUGCAGAGCCUGCCUGGUCGCGCCCCUAUUACUACGACUGCCUCUCAAACACUGCCUUUGAGGCAGCCCCAGCUCCAGCUCCUAUACCACCACACGGCCCACACCCACCAUACUCCUCCUAUGAAUGCGGCUCAGACACUGUCUCGGUCGAUGAGCCGUUUCAGGCGUUUCACGCGCGCUACCCUGGUGUGUUGGGCCCGCCUAGGGAGCUCCUCCACGUGCCAGAGCCCCCUCUCUCCUACCCCGCUCCCUCUCACGCCGCACUCCCCCACCAUGUCUCUGCUUUUGAGUCGACUCAAAAGCAGACUCACACCGCACUCUCCCACCACCAUGUCUCUGGCUGGCACUCAGGCCAUCUCGCCCACAACCCUCACCCCGCCCAUCAUCCCCAUCUGCCUUAUUUUCCCAACCUUCCCCACCUGCCUCACCUACCCCAGACUGCCAGUUGCGCCUCGUCAAGCCCUACCCAGGACCAGCCACACGUGCACCAUCCCUCCCAGUCCUCUGCUGGUGCCCCCCUCGCCGUCGCCUCCCGUGCUCCCCCUCACAGCCUGCCUGAGCCAGUGGUUGUGGCGCCGCCUGUGGUCCCUGAGGCCGUUCCCAGGGAUGGGGAGGAGCGGGAGGAUGGGAGCUUGUUGGGAAGGGAGGAGGAUGCGGAUCUUGCAGUGGGGAUUGUCGAGGGAAGGGGGGUGGGGCUGGCAUCGGGUGGACAAGCAGGGCCAGCAGGGAUGGGAACGGAGACAAGAGGGGCGAAUGGCACAGGUAGGGGAGGAGUGGAGGGAGAGGGAGCAGCUGAUGUUGGCGAGAGGGAGAGGGGGGAAGCUGGUGGUGGUAGUGCUGCUGCUGCUGCUGCUGCUGCUGCUGCUGCUGCUGCUGCUGCUGCUGCUGCUGCUGCUGCUGCUGCUCCGGGCCACCACCAUCCGCAGUUGCGCAUCACUGGCGACGGGGAGUUUGAAUUCCAGGGCCAGGCUCCUCCUGCUGACAACGCUUCUGCUAAUAACGAGGAUAACUCCUCCGAAACGGCAGUGCAAGCCCCUAGCACGCCCUUAUCAACACCCUCCAGACGCACCUCCUGCUGGGCUAGAAGCAGCAGGGCCAGCCAGGAUGGGACGGAGGGCAACGAUGGGGAUGGGGAUGGGGAGGGGGCAGCAGGCGAGGGCACUGAGGAAGGGGAGUCAGAGGACUGGUCUUUGGAGAAUUUCACAGAUGAUUCGUUAUUAGCAGGGGAGAAUUACCAGAUGUUGGAGGAAGAUUUUGCCGAGUUUGUGGGCGGUGCGGGCGACAGGGGGUACUUCUCUGAGGACGAGAGCGUUCCGCUGGUAGCCCAGCGAAGAGGGGUGUUUUACCCUCGAAAUUACCGGUCGGGGAGGGGCAUGUACGGAAAAGAGGCCAUGCAUGGAGCCAUGGGGCCAGCGGGAAUGGGGUGGGGCGGGGGGGCUGGAAUAGGGGCGAUACAAGGCCCGUCGGGACACAGAAUCCCAGGGAUGGGGGCAGGUAUGCUUGGGGGAGGAGCACCUGAGGGAGGUAUUCUUGGGGGUAGAGGUCCUGGUGGCAGCAGCUGCGGGGCUGAAGGUACACGUGAAGAGACGCGAUUCUCUUAUGAUGAUAACGAUGUGGACUAUAGGAAUGUGUUUGGCGGAGGGGUGUUCUACUGGAACAUGGCGGAUUACCGCGGGGCCAGUGCGAGCGGCGGCGCGUCCCGCACUGGGUCGUCUCUAGGGUCGGAGGACAGCUCGUGGUUGAGACGAGAGGCGGAUGUGCGGUUGAUUGUGGAUGAUAUAGUUCUAGGGUUCCCGAUAUCAGGGUCGAUUUCGGGUUCGAUUUCGGGGUCGUAUCCGCCAGUUAUGGGGCUGUCUACUGCUGCGUCGACUGAUCGGUCGAGUAUUCCGUCGCCCAGCUCCACUGCCUCUGGCCCGUUUGAUAUGCGCCACGCUUCUCUCUCCGCUGCUGCCGGUGCUGGGAUUUUGGCUGGUGGUGGUGGUGCUGCUGCUGCAGCGGCGGCGGUCUCAGGAGUCGUUUCUCCGCGUUUUGAGCUGGGUGGUGGUGGUGUGGGGGGGGCAGGGAGAGGGGCAGGAGGAGGGAGUCGGCUUCUGUCGUCAGGAAGUGGAGGACUCGUGUUGUGUGGAGCUGGCCCCGUUUCCACUGGCACUGCUACUGGCGCUGGUAACACCGCAGGCAACUCUGGCAGUGGCAGUGGCGGUGGUGGUGGUGGCAGCAGCGGCAACGCGGGUGUGUUGAGUGGGCGUGGAGGGGCGCAGCAGCAAGGGCGGCCUCGGGGAAUGGGGUUGGCUCGGUCUGAGAGUGAUCCGGUACGUGUUCAGGGGCAGAGGGGCAACGGAGCUGGUGCUGCAGCUGUCGUUCGGGUCACUGAUUCCCCUGCGCCACUGGCGGCAGCAGCAGCAGCCGCACCAGUGGCAGCGCCAGCAGCGCCCUCGGCAGCAGCAGCACCAGUGACAGCCGCCGCAGCACCAGCGGCAGCAGCAGGACCUGCAGUGGCAGCAGCAGUCGCAGCAGCAACACCAGCAGCUACGAUUCCACAAGCAGCAGCCAAAGGCUCUGAAUGUCCUGAAAUCUCUGAUCGGAAGGGUGAGAGUCCAGUCAUGGAUCGUGGUGAGAGGGAGGGUGGUGGGCGUGCAAAGGACGCAGGCAGUGCAGGCAGUGCAGGCAGUGCAGGCAGUGCAGGCAGUGCUGGCAGUGCUGGCAGUGAGUGCGUCACUGCGCAAGGGGAAGCGCAGAAGAGCACCAGUGUGCAUCCUACUGGAGCAGCCGGGGCGGGUGCUACUGGUGAAGCCGCUUCUGACACUAUCAGAAGCACCACCAACAACAACACCAAGCCUUUCGCCGCACCUACUCCAUCGCCUAUUGCCGAGCCCACGGCCAGUGCUGAUCCAGCUGCUUCGCGUAUGGAAGGGCAGGCAGGUGGUAGUGAUACAGGGCAAGGGGGGGCAGAAGUUGCAGCGAUUUCAGCUGCAGCUGAGGCCAGGGGAGAAGCAGGGCGUGGGAGUGCGGAGCAGGUGGAGCAGGAGGAGCAGAUUCCUGGUGUGCCUGGUGGGGCAGGGGCGAGACCUGGGAGCUCUGGAGGGGAGGCAGGUGUGGUGGAGGGAGGAGGAUUGAGAAGCAGCAGCAGCACGUGCGUACGGGGAGAUGGCGAUGGGGAUGGGGAUGGGAAUGGCGAUAGGGAUGAGAUCGUGGACAUUCCAGAUACGGAUGGGCAGCAACAGCAACAACAACAGCAGGUGCGCCCUCCCCAACCUUUGCAGCUUCUACAGCCGGGUGGGGGUGGCAGAGCGUUGUGGGGGUUACCCUCUCCUGCCGCCGCUGCCGCUGCUGCCGCCGCCGCUGCUGCAGCAGCUGCAGCAAUGGGUGCCGGGCAAGGGGCGAGUGAAGGUGGAGGAGGUGGUGGUGGUGGUGGUGGAGAGGGGCUGAUGGGAGGCGUGAGGGCGAUGGGGAUGGGAGGGAGGGCGGUUCCUGAAGGAGUGAGAGCUCUGGUGCCACCUCUCGCUCUUGAUCCUGUCAAGCUGCCCACAAUCAUCCCGGUGGAUCGCUGCUGUCGGGGCGACCCCUCAUCGCAGCCAGCCCUAGCAGCGCUGCACAGUGCGCUGCACGAGGAGAUAGAGGCGUUCUGUCUGCAGGUGAUGGGGGAGAUGCGCGCCCGCAAGCCCUACCAGCUCGCCGCCAUCACCAAAGUCUCGCGCACGCUGCAGGUGCUGUGGCCGCGUUCCCGCGUCUCCAUCUUUGGCUCAAAUGCCACGGGCCUGGCUCUGCCAUCGAGUGACGUUGACAUUCUCGUGCACCUGCCGCCCGUCCGCAACCUGGAGCCGAUAAAGGAGGCGGGCAUCUUGGAGGGGCGCAACGGCAUCAAGGAGACGUGUCUGCAGCACGCUGCGCGCCACCUGGCGGACCAGGAUUGGGUGAAGAGCGAUUCAAUCAAGACCAUUGAGAACGCCAUGGUGCCCAUCAUCAUGCUCGUUGCUCGCCUCCCUGCCCACACGUCCCGCCUCUCUGCUGACGUGGCACCCGCUGUCCUUGCUGACGUGGCCCCUGCUGCCACUGCUGAUGUGGCUCCGGCUGUCCUUGCCGACAUUAGCCCUGCUGAGGUGGCCUCUGCUGAUGUGGCGAGUGCAGACGCAGGAGGUGGAGGUGGCACAAAUCUCACAGCGGUCACGACUUUUGAGUUGGCUCAAAUGUUUGACUCAACUCAAAAACCGGGGGUGUCACCGGUCACUGCUGCUAGCAGCAGCAGCUCAAGCCGGGUCUCUGCUACUGAAGAUUCAAUACUGGGGGAGGUGGAGGGCGGAGGGAAUGGGGAGGUGGUAGGGGAGGUGACGACACAAAAAGGGCAGCAGACAGAGGAGGGAGUGGGGAACGCAGGUGGGGUUUCGGAGAAGCCAGAGGUUGUUCUUGAGAAGGUGGAGGAAGGGUUGGAGAAAGCAGGUGGAGGAGGGAAGGGGGCAGCAGGUGGGAAUGUGCAGGUGCUGUUUGAGACGUCUCAAAAGACAGCAGCAGUAGCAGCAGCAGCAGCAGCAGCAGCGGGGGAGGUGCAGGUGCAGGUGGUGAGGGGUGGGGCGAGGGGCCCGUGGGGGAAUGUGGACGACAGGCGCAACGUGCGUUUGGACAUCAGCUUCGAAGGCGGCUCACACUCGGGCCUGCGCACUGCUGAACUGGUGCGAGAGCUCACAGCACAGUUCCCAGCCAUCCCACCGCUCGCUCUGGUGCUCAAGCAGUUCCUCACAGACCGCAGCCUCGACCAUCCCUACACUGGCGGCCUCUCCUCCUACUGCCUCUUAUUGCUGAUAACGCGUUUCCUGCAGAUACAGCCGCACAUCGGCCGCCCGCCGCAGUGGCAGAACCUGGGCAGCCUGCUGCUCGACUUUCUGCACUUCUAUGGCUGUGUGUUUGACCCACGGCGCAUGGCGGCCAGCAUCAGGCUCGGAGGGGCCUUUCUCGAGCGAGACCGCUCCCAGAGCAUCGACCCAUUGCACAUUGAGGACCCCUUGGAUCCCACCAACAAUGUCGGCCGCAACUGCUUUCGCAUCCUGCAAUGCACCAAGGCCUUUGCCGAUGCAUAUGACAUGUUGGAGAGGCAGCUGCCAGACAUGACCUCCGCCAUUGCGCAUGGCAGCCCGCCAUGUGGCACGCAGCUAUUGGCCAAGAUCCUGCCUAGCAUCGCCCCGCCUGUGACCAAGUAA
Closterium sp. Naga37s-1 is the source of this 8307-nucleotide messenger RNA. The record is from the annotation of a GenBank genome assembly. Lineage: Eukaryota; Viridiplantae; Streptophyta; Zygnematophyceae; Desmidiales; Closteriaceae.